AUGUACGAUUUGUACAAGAAGAGCUGUGAAAAUGAUUCAAAAACUCCUCUUUCUUCAUUUGUGUUUAGGAAUAUUUUCAACACUCCGUUCAAUUUACAUUUUCAUCGGCCACAAACAGAUACUUGUCAUAGAUGUGAUAAAUUCAAAAUAGACCUAGAAUCUCAGUCUAUUACAGAAGAAGAAAGAAACACUUUGCUUAGGGAAAAAGAACUUCAUCAGCGCAAGGCUCAAGCUGCACACGACAUGCAAAAGCAGGACGUUUCUGAUUGUGCGAAUGAUCCAACUAAACCAAUUUUUGGCAAUAAACGAGUGCUUCGGCCAGGGGAAGAUGACGAAAAAUUGGAGCAAAUACUACAACUCAUUGCAAACGAUGAUUCUGACGUUGAAAUGUCUGAUGAUGAAAAUGAAAUUGAAAAUAUGGAUAAUUUAGUACAGAGAGAGGACGAAAUAAAUGAUGAAGACCUGGUGAGCAGCAGUGACGAGGAAGGAGAGGACAGAAUUCCUCUUAGUGUCCUUAGAGAAAAGUUAAGAACGGCCAAACAAACUCCCAAUUCUUCGCAGCGACAGUUUUGGAGAAGGAAUGAUACUUUUACACCUCCAAAUUUUGAAGGUCCGUCUAGUGAAUGCAGCGCACAGCUUCGCGAUGGUUGGACUGCAAAAUCGUAUUUUGCCAUGUACUUAGAAGAUGACAUAUUCCAAAAAGUAUGUGAUUGCACAAAUGCAAGGUAUGUUGAACUUAAAGGAGUAUCCCUUAGAUUGACACUUAAUGAGAUUAAACAUUUCUUUGGGAUAAUUUGUUUAAUGUCCUGCCUAAAAUAUCCUAGAAUCAGAAUGUACUGGGCCAAACCCACGAGGGUUGCAGCUAUUACGGAUGUUAUGACUCGAGAUAGGUUUUUUUCUAUAAGAAGUAACCUCAAAGUCGUAAUUGAUGGCAGCAUCUCUGAGGAGAAACGCAGGUAUGACAAAUUUUGGAAAGUGCGUCCUAUUUUAGAAGCAGUAUUGCAGGGGUGCUUGCAGCUACCCAGAGAGAAAGUAGUUGCUGUCGAUGAGCAGAUGAUACCAUUCACUGGAACUUGUCAAAUGAAGCAGUUUGUUAGGGGAAAACCCAAUCCAGAGGGAUUGAAAAAUUUUGUUGUUGCUGCUCCUGAUGGUCUUGUCGUAGACUUUGAACUAUAUCAAGGAAAAAAUACGUUUCCAGAUGAUUCUGUAAAACGACUUGGUGUUGGACCUUCUGCUGUUGUUCGGCUUGGAAGAACAUUAUUUCCUGGAACUCAUGUGUAUUGCGAUAGAUAUUUUACGACAAUACCACUUCUUGAAUAUCUUCGCCAACAAAAGAAAUAUUGUACUGGAACGAUUAUGAAAUCUCGUGUACCAGCGGCAGCACAUUUAACUUCAGACAAAAUGAUGGCCAAGAUAGGUAGAGGUAGCUCGGAACAAAUUGUAAGGCAAGAUGGCGAAAUAGUGGUUGUACAGUGGUAUGACCUGAAAUCUGUACUUUUGGCAUCUACUCGUCUAGGAAUUCAACCUAGUGAUGAGUGUAAACGGUGGUCUAAGAAAGACUCUAAAUACAUACAAGUUGCAAGACCUUACAUUGUUGCUAAAUACAACGAUUGUAUGGGAGGAAUUGACCUGAUAGACCGAAUGAUCAGCUAUUACAGAAUUCAAGCCAGAUCAAAAAAAUGGACUGAGGAUAUCCCGCCAAUUCAUCAUCAUUUCUAUACCAGCCUUAGAACACAUCCUGAGGCGGUUGACCUGUUAGAAAAUCCUGAUCCUGAUGAAGAUGAAGAAUCUUCGGAUUGAAAGUUUUUCAUAUUAUGAUCUACAAAUUAUAAAGAUUUCUCUUAAGUUAUUUUUAUUAAUAAUAAUAACUAUUUGUUAUAUUAUUCAUAAUAACUGUUUUAAAUUAUGUGUUAAACUAAAGUUACCAAUGCAACAGUUGUUUUGCUUAUUUAGUAUUUGUAAAAAAAUAAUAAAGUUUGUUUUGAACGUAUUUAUAAUUUGUUCUAGUUAUAACGUUCAAGUUGACAAAUCUAAUUUAUAUCUUGUUUUGUUGGGUCAAAGGUGCCUAAGCAACAUUUUUUUUUUUUGUAAAAUACCAUUUAUUUAAACAAAACAUUUGUGUAGAUAUCCCGGUCUUUGCAAUGCAAUAGAUACUAAAAAUCAUUUUAGUUUUUUUUAUUCGACUCACACUGAUUUUUUAAUUCACAUUCAACUUUGAAUACGUUUUUCUCAUUUUUUAGUUUAUGUGGAAUAGGCAACUUUUCCACUGACCCCUUCAAUUGUCAAUCUGCUCUCUGAAGCGCUA
This is a messenger RNA of Acanthoscelides obtectus, 2305 nucleotides long. Lineage: Eukaryota; Metazoa; Arthropoda; Insecta; Coleoptera; Chrysomelidae. The record is from the annotation of a GenBank genome assembly.